Molecule: messenger RNA, 2572 nt
Organism: Ruditapes philippinarum (Manila clam)
Lineage: Eukaryota; Metazoa; Mollusca; Bivalvia; Venerida; Veneridae
Product: monocarboxylate transporter 12-like
Exons: 5
Coding region: 520-1977 (485 amino acids)
Biological process (GO): transmembrane transport; monocarboxylic acid transport
Molecular function (GO): monocarboxylic acid transmembrane transporter activity
Source: RefSeq, a predicted model, not a curated record
UAAUAAUCUGAGGCUAUAGACGGGUUAUAAAGAUCGUAUUUCCAUAUGUGUACAGUAUUACGGAAGGAGUAUCUAUUAUCAACAUUUAUAUUAAACUUUGUAUUGAGUAUAUAUGACAUGUGUGUAACAGUAAUUAUGCGUCAUGGUGUGUAAUGUUACAAAGGAACGGCUCUGGACGGUGUUCAUCCAAACAACAAUAUUAAGUUGGUUUACUCAUUGAGUAUACAUAUGUUUAACGUUGGAUCAGUAUUGGAAUAGAAGAAGAUAAAUACAUGUAUAAACAUUCGAACGUGUAAGUUUUAUAAUGUGAAAAAAAUUCUAUGUGUAUCUUGGAAACAGUAAGCUUACCUUCAUCAAAAGCCAUAGUUAUGUUAAUUUAAUUGAGAACAUAAAGGGUUUUUAUAUAAGAGACGCCGGAUUAAUAAAAAAACUUUUACUAAAACAAAAUAAAAUAGCAUCGCUGCAUUGAGUAGAUCUAUAUUUUUUCAACUAAAACGCGUAAUUGUACAUAUUUGUCUUAUGUCGUCUGCUGGAAUGAAGAAUAGGGACAUAGAUGGUGGAUGGGCAUGGUUAGUGCUGGUUGCUGUAUAUUGUGGUAAAAUAGUUCUGUCUACUGCAUUGUACAUGUCAGGGGUGUUUUAUGUGGCAUUGGUUGACUUUUACCACGAAGAUCCGGCAAAAACAGUGAUCAUAGGCUCCUUAUAUUCGGGAUUGAUGUGUCUAUGUGGUCCGUUUGUUUCCAUUUUGAUCGAAUCGUUCAGUUGUCGUACAUCCAUGGUGAUAGGUGGUGUUCUUGUCUCGUUGUCAUACUUCGUCAGUGCGUUCGUUGAUGAUAUUAAUUAUCUUAUAGUUACCAUGGGGGUAUGCGGAGGCAUAGCAAACUCAAUGGCGUCUGUUCCUUUGAGCGUUUCACUGGGGUACUACUUUAAUGAGCGGAGGAAUACAGUUAUAUCUCUAUCUAUGGCUGUUAUUGGUCUCGGGAUGUUUAUCGCUUCGCCAUUAUCCUUGUAUUUAUUAAAUAACUAUGGGCUAAAAGGUACAUUCAUGAUAAUCGGUGCUUUUACAUCUCAUAUUUGCAUUUGCGGAAUGAUUUGUAAACCGUCAUCUAGUGAAUUAGCAAUUCAAAAGGAAAGACAAAUUGAUCAGAAUAAAAGAAAAAUUCGAAGAGAAAGAUCUAAUUUACCUUUUCUUCUUAAUAAAUGUACAAGUAUAUUAAGCAUAUUUAAUGUUAAGUUGUUCAAAAAUGUAUCAUUUAUGCUAUUUUUAUUAAGCACUGUUACGUGGAACAUCAUGCAAUCUAUUUGUUUAAUGCAUCUCCCGUAUUACAUUGUGACCAAAGGUUUUCCAGAAAGUUCGAUAACUCUCAUUAUGACUGUUUUUGGUGUAAGUAACACUUCCGGUAGGUUCCUUUCCGCAUUGACAGUCGGAGCAGGUGGUAUCGAUAGUCUUACUCUUCAUGUAGGCAUGCUUGGUGUAGCCGGUGUAGUGACCUUGACUUUUCCACUUUACAGCCAUUUUGUUUCCGCCGGAUAUAUUUACGCAGCAGUUGCUGGCUUCUACACCGGUGGCCCUAAUUCCGUGAUGACACCUAUAACUUUGCGACUUGUAGGUGUGAAAGAUAUUUCAUCGGCGCAUGGUCUGGAAAUUUGCUUCUGUGGUAUAGGGAUUUUGGUCGGACCUCCCAUUGCAGGUGUUUUGUAUGAAGCCACUCAUUCUUAUGAGACCAGCUUCAUGAUGUCAGGAAUAGUGGUUUUGGCGGGAAGUUUUCUGGGAAUUUUGUCAUCAAUAAAAGCUCCUCCUUUACCUUCAGAGAACCUUCAUAAUGAUAUAUCUAUCACUAAUCCAGACGACACUGAGAUAGCAGAAGAGUUACAUACUCUAGAAAACGAUAAAGACACAUUGCGCAUAGAACCAGAAAAACAUGAAGAUCUUUGCGAAGAAGAUACAAGUUUCAUUAGAAAUAGUAAACAGUUAUAGAUAAAAACAAUUUUGUAUAUGUUUAUUUAAUCAGUAUUUUGAUAGAAUUCCGGUAUUUUUUUUCCAGUUUAUAUUCACUCCUUUACUGCUUUCAAUGACAUUAUUCUCAGGUAACUCCUAUCACGAUGAAUAGCUGAAUAAACGUGUCCAUCAUUAUUUUAAUCUGGAUAUAAAUAACUAUUCAUAACCGUUUAGGGCAUUUCAACAUAUGACCUGACUGUUUAUCGAACAGUACAGGCAGAGAUGUGUCGAUCAUGGUUGCUCAGAUCGCAUAUUUUAUUUAAGUCGUUGCCCGCAGAUAAAAAGUGAAAGAUUUGCUUAACUUAAGUUUGGUGAGAUAUAACCAGGAUGUACUGAAUCUAACCAAUAAUGGUCAUUAACAUUCUCAUUCGAGUAUAAAAGUUGAUCUAAACUGCACUUUAAUUUUCAUUAAUCGCUCAAAUACAAAACAGUGUGGAAACCUUACAUUAUCCUUUUUUUUUCAUUUUUUUCAUAUUCUAAAAUCAUGUUAAUACUGUCAAAAUCAUAUUAACAUACAACAUUUUGUGACUAAAUAUAAAACAUAUCUACUUUAGAUAGAUACUUCAAAAGUUGG